AUGCCUUCCCGGCGUACUGCCGGUAGUGCUGCCAGCAAACGACGCAAACAUUCGUUGGGUAAUUUACGUCGUGCACAUCCAGCCUCAGGUGCAACAUGGAAUGUCCAGGUGGUGCGUGGAAAAAUGUCAUCGAAAUGCCUGUGGCAUGCAUGUCGAGCCCUGAUUUUGGGUGUGACAUUGCUGCUGCUUGGCGCGGGAAUGGCAACAUUAGGUUACUAUGCUGACUAUUUAUCCAUCGGUUCCGAACUACGUGGCAAUGCCACAGUUCGCGUUAAAAAUGAUCUGAAAGGAUUUCAUUUGAAUAAUUUUUCAUAUGUGGGACCCAUUGUUAUGGGUUUUGGUGGCUUUAUUGUCGUCGCAUCGUGUGUCAUGACAUUUGAGGCGAGAGAUUCAGCGGCGAAAGUGGUACCGGCACGUUUCAGAGCCGGUGUCAAUGGCAGUAAAAUUACAGUGCGUAGCAAUCAAAGUAGUUCGGCAUCUCAAAGGCGUGCAAUAGGUCUUCAAUACCAAACGACACGAUGGGAUCAACAAUUUGGUGUUUUUCGUUCAUCACCGGCUACAGAACAGCCACAGGCAACACCCGCGCCCUUCGAUCGUGAAGCUCUAACGGCAGAAUUAAUAAAAUUCUCUAAAACCCUGAGUGCAUCUGCUCGCUUUUCACCAAAACUGAGACGUAUCUCCUACACUGGUUCUGUGCCUAACCUCUCCACCCAUCAUGCCUCCUCAUCAACACUCGCCUAUUCCACUAAUAUAUCACAUUUACUCUCGCCGAAUCACAAAACCCUGCUGUUGGCGGAACACAAACGGCAUCGAACCCAUCGCCAUCAUCACCACCAUCACCACAACCCGACAACGGCGUCACACAACAGUGGGCGCCAGGUCAAAAAUCGUGGUACUCGUAUUAGUAAUAGUUUAAUUCAAAGAGCCACCCGAGAGAGCACGUCAUCGAUACAGUGUGCUCUGCUGCAGCCGCCGCCGGCCAACAACAAACUGCUCUGGCACCAUGCGGCCUCGUUCGACGAAAGUUGCCGAGUGGCCAACGAAAAGCAAAGGGAGCGGGUGGCGGAGCGAACAAAACGUUCGGACACAGCCAAACGACACGUGCUGGCCCGUCAGAAACCCAUCGAGCAUGAGGAGGAUAAAGCAAUAGUUACGAGUCCGUUGGGUAAUCGAAGAUGUUCCACAAUGUCGGAUUCAUCGUAUAGUGGCCGCUGGACGGUCCGUUGUUCGUCAAUCGCGAGUCGAACGUCAAUUGUAAGUCGAGCCUCCAGUAUAGACUCGAGGCGUAUACAAGUCGAUUUGCAUAGUCCAGAGGUGGUGCCCAAGUCAAUAUUACGUUCCCCCAAACGUUACUGUUCCGGGCCUUCGGCAACGCCAUCGGUGGAGAAAGAAUUUCGAAGUCAACUUUCAGUAUGCUCCGAACCACCUGCCCCAAUAAGACAACUCUCCGGUCAGUCGAGUUUAGAACCAUGUCUGCCCGAAGAGGGACUAGAACAUUACGACGAAGCACUACAAUUGAAACCAACCGACUCCCUGUCAUCGCUGACAACAACACCCACCACCAUCAAUCCCGUUGAUCCACCACCACCCCCACCACCAAAUACAAAUUUGAAAUCACCCAACCACUGUGGUAUGUUGAAAAAACCACGACCUGACUCCCUGCCACUAAUGGGUAAUGCUGCUAUUGUCGAGCUAACUAAAUCUUUGCCGCAGCAAGAACGUAUUAAAAAUUUGCAACGAAGUCACUCAUCACGGACUUAUGAUCGACCCAAGGUACAAAAAGCUCCCGAACAUGAUGAUUCGAUAUUCUAUAUACGAUCGGAUCAUCGGAAUUUGGAACAGAACAACGACUUCUACGAUCAGAUAAUAAACGAACGACGUUCGACGCUGUUGAAGGCUGACAGUGAAACCGCUUUAGCUGAGCGUAAGCAUAGCUCACUCUCGAUACCGGAGAAAAUCCUGGAGCAAUGUAAUCAAAAUUCUACAGAAGUGGAAACGGAUGAGCGAGUGGAAGAACCUCAAGCUAAUGAUAAUAAUGUGGAUGAUGUUGUUGUACAAAUUGAGGAAGAAGGAGUAUAA
Messenger RNA from Musca vetustissima, 2079 nucleotides. RefSeq lists its product as uncharacterized. The transcript has 7 exons. The coding region runs from base 1 to 2079 and encodes 692 amino acids. The record is from RefSeq and is a predicted model, not a curated record. NCBI's taxonomy places the organism in Eukaryota, Metazoa, Arthropoda, Insecta, Diptera, Muscidae.